Messenger RNA from Recurvomyces mirabilis, 1776 nucleotides. RefSeq lists its product as uncharacterized. The coding region runs from base 1 to 1776 and encodes 591 amino acids. Lineage: Eukaryota; Fungi; Ascomycota; Dothideomycetes; Mycosphaerellales; Teratosphaeriaceae. Gene Ontology annotation, cellular component: membrane. The record is from RefSeq and is a predicted model, not a curated record. Gene Ontology annotation, biological process: transmembrane transport. The transcript is spliced from 11 exons. Gene Ontology annotation, molecular function: sulfate transmembrane transporter activity.
AUGCGAGACGCACGUGAAAAAUGUCGAUCGAAGCAAAUUAUCCGUCCUUUCGCAGACAUCCUCGCCAUUGGACACCCUCUAUUUUCUCAAAAGCAUCUCGACGAGGCUCCCGAGUCCGAGAAUUUGCUCGCAACCGAAAUGAGUGACAAAACCUCCAGCAGCGGCAUCGAGCUGCCGCAAAAUGGAAGUAAAAUCUUCCAUGGCAAAGCGGCUGCACAGCCAAAGUUGUUUGGUCUCGGGACAAGAGAAGGUCGGACAACUUUCAAGACCGAAUCGCUGGAGGAAUACUACAAGCCGAUAAAUUCUUACGAAGGCGCUCAUCGCUAUGAUCCCCAAUUCGAGUGGACACCUGCCGAGGAAAAACGUCUUGUUCGCAAGCUGGAUCGAGGCAACAUCAGUCAAGCACUGUCUGACGACAUGCUUGGCGACCUCAAGAUCACAACCAAUGACUACAACACCGGCCAGACGAUCUUCUACCUAACAUUCUUGUUCGCCGAGUUGCCCAGCCAGCUAAUUUCUAAAAAGAUCGGACCUGACAACUGGAUCCCAAUUCAGAUGGUGUCUUGGUCUUUGGUCGCCAGUUUCCAGGCUUUCAUGUCAGGCCGAAGCUCAUUUUGGGCCUGCCGAGCUCUUCUUGGCAUGAUCGAGGGCGGCUUCAUACCUGACAACAUUUUAUACCUGUCUUACUGGUACAAAGGUGGCGAGCUACCUCGACGCCUAUCGUUCUUUUGGACGUCGUACCAGGCAACAAGUAUAGUAUCAGCCUUCAUGGCGUUUGGCAUCCUACACAUGCGAGGAAUCAACGGCCUUGCCGGGUGGAGAUGGCUGUUUGCACUCGAAGGCACAUUGACCGGCCUGAUCGGCAUCGUAUCGUGGUUCUACAUCCCACCUUCGCCAACACAGACUGCGUCGUGGUUCCGAGGCAGGGAUGGCUGGUUCAAUGAGCGUGAAGAGAAGAUAAUGGUGAAUCGUGUGCUUCGCGAUGAUCCGAGCAAGGGCGAUAUGCACAACAGACAGGCGCUGGACUUCCAAGGUUUCUGGCUCUGCUUGAAAGACUGGCACAUGUGGCCCAUCUACUUGCUUGGCUUCACCUGGCUUCUUCCAAGCAUCCCGAUGAACCAGUAUAUCACGCUAGUGCUGCGUGGAGCGGGAUAUGGUACUUUCGAAACAAAUUUGCUCACAAUACCGGCUUAUGUGCUCUUCAUUGUGAAUCUGCUGGUCAUCUGUUGGAUCUCAGAGAAGAUCAAUGAACGCUUCCUUCUCAGCGCGGUAUCUCAACUUUGGGUGCUGCCUUUGUUGGUAGCGUUGGAGUGCCUGCCAGCAGACAGAAGUCCUUGGGCCACGUGGAUCCUCUCGAUCCUUGUAUACGCGCAGCCAUACGCCCACGCUAUCCUGGUCGCCAUCACCAGUCGCAAUGCUGGCACUGUCCGAACCAGGACAGUAGCCUCCGCGCUUUACAAUAUGUCGGUCCAGACAUCGAACAUCAUUGGCGUCAAUGUAAGCCUUUCGAAAGCCGCAUUGGCCCAGAUCGCUGCUGACAGCUUCCAGAUAUAUCGGCAGGAGGAUAAGCCGCUGUACAGAACAGGGAACAAGGUGCUCCUCGCACUUGUGGCGUACAAUAUCGUGCUCUUCGUUUUCGCCAAGAUCUUCUAUGUGACGAUCAACCAACGCCGUGAGAAGAUUUGGGGUGCAAUGACCAGGGACGAGAGGGCAUACUAUCUCUCGACCACAACCGACAAAGGAAACAAAAGACUAGACUUCCGGUUCGCGCAUUGA